AUGAGUUUUAAAGAUAAAGUUGUUGUAGUGACCGGUUCCAGUUCAGGCAUCGGCGCAUCCACUGUCAUCGAGUUCGCUAAAGAGGGGGCUCACGUCGUCAUAGUGGGAAGGAACGAGACUAAGCUUGACGAUGUAUGUAAAAAAUGCGAAAAGUACGGCAAGAAGCCUCUUGUCAUUAAAGCGGACGUAUCAAAGGACGCUGACGGCAAGAAAAUCGUGGACGAAACUAUAGAGAAGUUUGGAAGGAUCGACGUGUUGGUCAACAAUGCUGGGAUAAGUGAACUAGUUGACAUUACCAGUGAAAACUUUAUGGAAGGCUACGACCGCAUCAUUAACGUGAAUCUGCGUGGAGUGGUGUACAUAACCCAUCAAGCUAUACCGCACCUAAUCAAAUCGAAAGGGAAUAUCAUUAACAUAUCUAGUGUGGCUGGUGUUAAUACCGUUGGAAUACCUGAUUUCAUAGCGUACGGUAUGUCAAAGGCAGGCCUUAAUCAUUUCACCCGGUGCGUUGCACUGAAACUAGCCAGAUACGGUGUCAGGGUUAACACCAUCAGUCCAGGGCCAGUUCGGACAGACAUUAUUAAUCAUCCCACCAUGGAAUCUGUUACGUGGGAAAAAUUAGGCGAAAUGACUGCCUUGAAACGUGUAAGUGACCCUGUAGAAAUAGCAGAUUUGAUCUUAUUCUUAUCAAGUGACAAAGCAAGAGGCAUCACAGGUUCCAGUUUUAUAUCGGACAACGGUGCAAUGAUCACAAAC
Molecule: messenger RNA, 756 nt
Organism: Iphiclides podalirius (scarce swallowtail)
Lineage: Eukaryota; Metazoa; Arthropoda; Insecta; Lepidoptera; Papilionidae
Source: the annotation of a GenBank genome assembly